Molecule: messenger RNA, 1445 nt
Organism: Fimicolochytrium jonesii
Lineage: Eukaryota; Fungi; Chytridiomycota; Chytridiomycetes; Spizellomycetales; Powellomycetaceae
Exons: 1
Coding region: 1-957 (318 amino acids)
Source: RefSeq, a predicted model, not a curated record
AUGGCGGACACCAAUGACGAGGACUCGAACGACGCCAUAUCCAUCCACAGUGAAGGCCAUGACAUGGGGCCGCCACCGCGACCCGCACCCAACCCUGCUUCCACUGCCGCACCCAAGCCCGCUUCCACUGCCGCACCCGAAUCCGCUUCCACUGCCGCACCCGAAUCCGCUUCCACUACCGCACCCGAAUCCGCUUCCACAACCGCUUCCACUGCCGCACCCGAAUCCGCUUCCACUGCCGCUUCCACUGCCGCACCCGAAUCCGCUUCCACUACCGCACCCGAAUCCGCUUCCACUACCACUUCCACUGCCGCACCCCAAUCCGCUUCCACUACCGCACCCGAAUCCGCUUCCACUACCGCUUCCACUGCCGCACCCGAAUCCGCCACCGUGCCCACGUCCGACAUUCCUGAAACGAUCCCCGCCACCGUGCCCACGUCCGACAACCCAUCUAGCCAGGCGAAGAAGAAGAUCAGGCUAUCGGCGCUUGCCCGAGUUCGUCAACGAAACCACGGUGGUCAGUUCAUGAGGGACACGCCGACCGACAUCAAUGUAUCAUCCGUUUUCCAUGCCUCCGGAAUCGUUGGGGAUCGUUCGAAUUACAAGUACACGAUGAUGCAGAGCAUCCUGCAUACAAUGAACGCCAUGGACACUUCCGCUCUCACUAUGAUGCACGCAUUGUUGUUCAGUCCCUUCGAACAGGUGCUGCGAGAAGCACAUCUACGUGUCAAACGAUGCCAUUUUCAAUCCCACCAAGAAUGGCAGGACGGGAUUGAGAGUUUUAUAUCGGGAAUACAUCAGAGGAUGAUUGAACUGUUCAGCACGAAGUUGGAUUUGAUGGGGGGCCAUCGAGUUGAUCUUCUCUCCCUGGUCUUGGCUGAACGAGAGCACGCGUCCGAGGAGGAAUGGAAGGAGAAGGAGAGGGAGAAGGAGAUAGAGGACAGGCAGCGAAUGUAAAUAUACUAUGCAGUUUGCUGUUUCUGUUUGAGUCUUGGAAUGAAAAUUGAGUAUCAUUUCGUGAAUUUCGUGUCAGAUCCAUUACCUAUGCCAGAGGAAUGUUGUCGCCGCCGUGCUCGCCGAGCGACGGACAAACUCCAACCAAACCGAGCGACAAACAACCUCGAUUGGGGCGGUUGGGGAUAAACCCUGGGGAUUUCGGGGCGGUUGGGGCGAUGAGCGGGGUGGGGAAUCCGAUUGUUGUGGAGGAGGCGGGGCGGGGGGGUGUGGCGGGCUUGGUUGCGCCGGUGCUGAUUGUCGGGGAGGGGCGCCGACGGGGUGGCGGGAGAGGGAUGGUGCGGGUGUGGAUGCGGAUUUGGUGACGGAGGAGGCGAGGGGGAGGUGGGGAAGGCAUUUAGGGUGGUUAAGUGAGGCUGAGGAAGGUCGACCAGCUGCGGAGGGUUCGGAAUCCCCUUCGGACUCUAUUUCGGGAGGCAAACGGAAACGAG